Messenger RNA from Trachymyrmex cornetzi, 1982 nucleotides. Its product is annotated as omega-amidase NIT2. The coding region runs from base 1 to 1749 and encodes 582 amino acids. Gene Ontology annotation, molecular function: omega-amidase activity; nucleic acid binding. Gene Ontology annotation, cellular component: mitochondrion. The record is from RefSeq and is a predicted model, not a curated record. NCBI's taxonomy places the organism in Eukaryota, Metazoa, Arthropoda, Insecta, Hymenoptera, Formicidae. Gene Ontology annotation, biological process: L-glutamine metabolic process; oxaloacetate metabolic process. The transcript is spliced from 9 exons.
AUGGCUGAAGAAAGUAAAAAAAUUUCUUUUGGUUUUGCAAAAUCUGUAAAAAAGACAAUUUUGGGCAAACAAAAGUUACACCAGGAGAAAAAAGUGGAUUAUAUCGAAUGUCUAGACGAUAAGGCGAUUAAAGUAAUCGGGAAGGAAGAGAAAAAAGAUGAACUUGUCAUUAUUCCACUACUGGAAUCUAAUACCUGGCAUGACAGAAUCAUUAACAAAAUAGAUGCUUCAAAAUCAAAAACAAGUAAUGAUGAUAUGCAAAAAGUCAAGAUCAAAGAAGAGUCGCAACAAAUAUCUAAUGGUGAUUUAACAUCAAUUGAUAGAAGCGUUUCUCUCUCUAAUAUACAAAUAAAAACAGAUUCAUCUAUUGAAAGUAAAAUUCUUACUUUGGAUGAGCAGGCAGUUAAAGAAAUUAUAGAAGACCUCAAUGCAACAGACAAAAAUAAAGAUGAUUUGUGUGAUAUAACGUUAUCUUUAGUUAAGAGACAGAAUUUAGAAGGUGCAGAAGAAAGUACAUUAGAAGAUUACGAAAAGAUUCCGCUAAAUGUCUUUGGUUCAGCUAUGUUACGAGGUAUGGGGUGGAAACCUGGUGAAGGAAUUGGUAAAAAUCCAAAGCUUGUAAUACCCAUCGUGCCUGAAUUAAGGCCCAUAGGGAUGGGACUUGGUGCAGACAAAAAAGCAUUGCAAAAACAGGAUGGAAAGACUCAAAAAGAGGAGGAAGAGUUACGGAUACAAAAAGGAAGUUUUAUAAAAAUCAUUGCUGGCAAGCGGUCCAAUGCAUAUGGUCAAAUAGAAGGCUUUGAUGAUGCAGGGAGAUUAAUCGUUAAGAUGGCACUAAAUGGAAAUACCAUUUCUGUGAAUGAAUGCAUAGUUCAAGUAGUAACAAAGCCGGAAUACUCGAAAAAUUCUAAAGUUCUAACCUUGCGUCUGGCGUUGGUGCAGCUGUUCGUUGGUGAUGACAAGGCAACAAACGUCUCGCGAGCCGUUUCUUUCAUCGAGCGCGCGAAACAAGAGCGAGCCGACAUCGUGACACUGCCUGAGUGUUUCAACUCGCCAUAUGGAACAUCUCACUUUGCUCGAUAUGCCGAGAACAUUCCGGACGGUGAGACGAGUGCGGCGUUGUCCGAGGCAGCAAGAAAGAACAAUGUCUACGUGAUUGGUGGUACAAUACCGGAGAGAAACAACGACAAAUUAUACAACACCUGCACCGUAUGGGGACCAGAUGGAAAACUCGUAGCUAUGCAUAGGAAGAUGCAUUUAUUCAACAUUGACAUUAAGGGAAAAAUUACUUUUCGCGAGAGUGACUCCCUAUCCGCCGGCAAUUCCCUUACUAUCUUUGAAGCGAAAGGUUGUAAAAUCGGUAUUGGCAUUUGCUACGAUAUCAGAUUCGAAGAAAUGGCGCGAUUAUAUAGAAACAAAGGUUGUCAGCUGCUGGUGUACCCGGCGGCAUUCAACAUGACCACUGGCCCGCUGCAUUGGUCACUGCUACAGCGUGCCAGAGCAAACGACAAUCAAUUAUACGUAGCCUGUGUGUCGCCGGCACGUGGCUCGCCGCCUGGAUACGUUGCUUGGGGGCAUACUCAGUUAACCAAUCCUUGGGGAGAAAUACUUGGCGAGUUGGAUGCCAUCGAAAAUAUGAUAGUCUCUGAUAUAGAUUUAAAAAUUGUGGACGAAGUCAGAGAGCAAAUCCCGGUCUUUAAUCAACGUCGUACAGAUCUAUAUGACACUAUUUGGAAGAAAGAAAAUUAGGAAGAUACGACGAUGAUGAUAAUACUCAUGCGUCAUUAAGUAAUUUCUCGCAUGUAUCAUUAUAGGCAAUCCUAUAUGAUGAUUAGCUAUUUAUGGGUAAGGGCUUUCAAUUUUACAUUUUCAAUUUUACAUUUUCAUUUUUACAAUUUCUCGAAUACUUUAUAUAUAGAUAAGUAUUUUGUAUCUACACGUGUUGUAAAGACCCAUGCGAUACGAUAUUAUAAAUAUAAUUG